Messenger RNA from Amphibalanus amphitrite, 741 nucleotides. RefSeq names its product zinc finger HIT domain-containing protein 3-like. Gene Ontology annotation, molecular function: protein binding. The coding region runs from base 155 to 589 and encodes 144 amino acids. The transcript has 4 exons. The record is from RefSeq and is a predicted model, not a curated record. NCBI's taxonomy places the organism in Eukaryota, Metazoa, Arthropoda, Thecostraca, Balanomorpha, Balanidae.
CCUGUUGAACUCACCUGUUAGGUUUCCUUGCUCAUUGCCCAGAUGGUGGUAGGGUUAUUAGAGACAGGAAACCGUGUCGAAGAGAGACGUGCCAACCCGGACAAUAGAUAAGCAGGACAUUCAGAACUGGACUGUGCAAUUGUUAAGGGUUGGAAUGAUAUGUACCAGCAUGGAGCCUGCCCAAAGUUGUACUGUAUGUAGCAGUGAAAGGCCAAAGUACAGAUGUCCAAUCUGCAGACUGAUGUACUGCUGCUCCAGCUGCUGUCAGGCCCACAAGUUGGCGUGUGUGGCUCCAGAGGCUGCCAAGAGCGGCCAGCCAGCCGAGAAGAGGGAGCAGCGUGUGCUCUGGGAUGAGUCCUCGGACCAGGUGGUCUCUGCACAGGCUCUCAGCUGGCUCAGCGAGUCGCGGCGGCUGCGGCAGCUACUGAACAACCCUCACCUGCGGGAGCUGGUCCAACAGGCGGACACCACGCCGCACCCCGACGACGACCUGCGCCGGCUCAUGGUUGAGCCGCUGUUUGUCGAGUUCGCCGACGAGUGUCUGCGUGUUGUAGAGGGUCGGCCCGAACCCAUGGAGGAGAGCGACUGACAGAACGGUGUGAGUGGAGAUGGAAGGGACGGGUACGAUCUGACGGCGCGAAGACGAGCAUCAGGUACGAUGACGGGUUAUGAUAUGGUUGUGGGGACUUCCAGCCUUAAGAUGUGUCAAAACCGUCGAAUACAUUGAACUCUUUGUCGAAA